UGGUUGGCGGUGGUUCCCUGUCGUCGGGCAUCACGCAUGUGAACCAUCCCCCACCGGCGGAGAGUGAAGUGAACACAUCGCUGCGUACAUCGUGAUCUGGCGCGGGGUCACCUUCUAUCACUGCGAACGACAAAACCGCACAGCGAUCAUACAUCAUUCUCGGUGCCCUCUAUUAGCUUGUGUUAGCCACACAAAAACAGUGCUUGAGGAAGUCCGCUUUUCUGCAGACGUGUUCAGUCUUGCUUCGCAUCACCCAGCACCAUGUCUGGCUCUUACGAUGAAUCCGCUGUUGCUGAUGAGGCCAUGGACAGCUUUUGGGAGGUGGGAAAUUAUAAGCGUGCUGUCAAGAGAAUUGACGACGGCCAUCGACUCUGCAAUGAUCUUAUGAACUGCCUUCAGGAACGUGCCAAGAUUGAGAAAUCCUACAGCCAGCAGCUCACUGAAUGGUCCAAAAGGUGGAGGCAACUGAUCGAGAAAGGGCCUCAGUAUGGCUCUGUGGAGCGGGCCUGGUUAGCUAUGAUGACAGAGUCCGAUAAGGUGAGUGAACUUCAUCAAGAGGUGAAGAACGGCCUGAUGAACGAGGACGUUGAGAAGGUGAAGAACUGGCAGAAAGACUCAUACCACAGACAGAUGAUUGGUGGCUUCAAGGAAACCAAAGAGGCAGAAGAGGGCUUCAAGAAAGCCCAGAAACCCUGGGCGAAGAAACUCAAAGAGAUGGAGACGGCAAAGAAGAACUAUCACAUGGCAUGUAAAGAGGAGAAACUGGCUGCAGCCCGUGAGGCAGAUGCAUCUGUCACUCCUGACCAGCAGAAGAAACUCCACGAGAAGACAGAGAAAUGCAAACAGGACGUGCAGAAGGCGAAGGAGAAGUACGAGAAGUCUCUGGAUGAGCUGUCGAAGUGCACACCGCAGUACACGGAGUCCAUGGAGCAGGUGUUUGACCAAUGCCAGCAGCACGAGGUCAAACGACUGACCUUCCUCAAAGAGGUUCUCCUGGACAUCAAACGACACCUAAACCUCACCGAGAACCAAAACUAUGCGUCAGUGUACCGUGAGUUUGAGCGCACCAUUCUGGCUGCCAACACACAAGAGGAUCUCAAGUGGUUCAGUAAUAAUCACGGUCCUGGCAUGCAUAUGAACUGGCCCCAGUUUGAGGAAUAUAAUCCAGAAGCCACCAAUGCUGUUGCCAAGAGAGAAAAGAAGAAGCCAGAUGGAGUCGCUCCUGCUACUCCGAGCACAGAGCAUGCAGGUCAACCAGGAGACCGUGGCAGUGUGAGCAGCUAUGAAAAGAACCAGGCGUACUCCACAGAAUGGUCAGAUGAUGAGCAGCCCACCGGGUACUCAGGAAACGAGACGAAUGGCGGUGCGAACUCUUUCGAAGAGGACUCAGGCAGCAGAGGAGGAGGAGGAGUGCGAGUGCGAGCACUCUAUGACUAUGAAGGGCAAGAGCAGGAUGAGCUAAGCUUCAAAGCAGGUGAUGAAUUAACAAAGAUCGAAGAGGAAGAUGACCAGGGCUGGUGCAGAGGCCGUCUGGACAGCGGCCAGACAGGCUUAUACCCAGCCAAUUACGUUGAGGAAAUCUGAUCACCUGACUUGAGGACAACACACCUUUGGAGGCAGCUCUGAUUGUCCGAUGUAACGACAUGGCAAAACGCCAGAGACUUAAUAAGAACGACUUUCCCUGAAGAUGUGCAAUGCAGUCUUGUUUAAAAUCUAAAAAAUCUUAGUAAAGAUAGCCACACUGUAUAUAUUGAUCUUAUCUGGGAGGCGGGGAAGAGCUUGCUGACUUCUAAUAUCUAUUUGUAAACAUUUAAAAAGCAUAUAGAUACGUACAAACAAGCAGAUAUGAACAAAUAAGUGACCCAUCAGUUAUGCAAGUGCAGGCUACACAUUAUUGGUGCAGAUUACAUGUUAUUUGAAAUUAUAUUACAGACAUUAGCAUAAUAUCCAACUGAACAGAUAUUCACGUGACCACUCUGCUGUAUUUUAGUACAAAGUUCAUCUAACAGAGUCAGUGUGCAAUUAUGGGGUACUCGUCCAGUGUCACGUGUUAAACAGAAUAUGACUCACAACAGGCUAUUGGGUUUUCCUCUUACUCUCACCAUCAGUCCAUGCCUCGUUGCAGUGAUUAUUAUAUUAGGUAUCGUUCUCUUGAUGUCUGUGUCUGUGUGCAUAGCAGCAUGUGCUAUGGAGCAUGUAGCCCUUGAUUCCUAAGGCCAUCUGUACCGUAUGCAGUUCCCACAGUGACCACAGAGGCCAGCAGACUCACGUCAACCUCACACCAGGAAGCGGUGGAAAAUCUCAGGCUAUGUUCAGAACAGAAUACUACCCUAGCAGUAGUAUGGAUACUGCUUACUAUUUUUAAAGAUAGUAUGUGAAACAGUAUGCAUUAUGUAUGUAUGCAGUAGACCUUAGUCAGGGUGGCGCCAUAUUUAAUUUUUGACAGGAAUGAAAUCGAAGCUGUGAGGGAAUGAAGUGCAGUGUGUUCAGUGGAAUGUAAUGUUUAACAACCUAUGGAUUCUUCAGCUGAGGAAACAUCUUUACGAAAAACAUUCUUUGUUUUGAAAGUUGUGAUUUGUCGUAAAAAUGCAUUAUUUAGGACCUUUAUACAGUGUGUGCCAUUGUAAAGACUGUAAAUCUCUACCUCACAGCCUCGUUUUCAUCCAUGUUAAAUUCAACAUGGCUUCCUGACUAAAAUAUUGUAUGCAAGUGGCAUCCAGGUAUCAUCACACAAUACAAUUGCCUUGAAAGUGAAUUGAAUAUUGUGAAAAAUCUCUCAUUAUUGGAUGAAACUCUUGGUAUUCCAUGCACUGCAUAGUAUGUAAGCAUGAUGUUCUGAACAUAGCCACAGGUGUCGAAAAGGUUGAUCGUUGAUCUCAUGUUACUCCAAGAAGGUCUUGUAUAAGCAUCGUCUCUAUUUGGCAUCCGUUCAUGGUCAGCUCUUGACACCAAAUCAAGGUUCUUCAGAUGGACAUGAAUGUUUCCUGUGCAUGAUUUGGGCUACUUAUGCACAGCACAUUGACAAAUCCAUAUGUGAAUUCACACCUGCAACACCACAUGCAUCACAUGUUCAGAAGUUACUGGUAUCAAUAUUCACAACUGAUAAAAUGAAUCCCUGUAGUUUCAAGGCCUGUUAACUAACGCUCUGGUUUCGCAUCAAGACUAUUGUUUAAAACACAUAAAAAAACUAUUUUCAAUUCUGAAAUACUAACUAAAAUAAAAAUUGAAACAUGGUGUUAAACUAUGAUUUGCAGGCAAUAUACUGUACAGUGGGGCAAAAAGUAUUUGGACACUCAAAGUGUCAGUUCACCCAAAAAUGAAAAAUUUCAUCAUUUACCCUCCCUCAAGUUGUUCCAAACCUAUAUGAGUUUCUUUCUUCUGUAGAAUGCAAAAUAAUAUAUUUUAAAGAAUGUUGGUAACCAAACAGUUGCUAGUAGUUAUUGACUUCCUUGAAAUUCAAUAGUUACUGUCAGUCUUCAAAAUAUAUUCUUCAGUGCUCAACAGAAGAAAAAUUCAUACAGAUUUGGAGCAACUUGAGAGUGUGUAAAUGAUGACAAUUUUCAUUUUUUAGUUGAACUAUCCCUCUAAACCACUCAUCGCAUUGCAUUGGAUUACAAAAUAUCACACCAUUUAAUGUAGUUGACAGAAGGAUAGGACAAGCACACUUUUCAAGAAAAAAUUAUAAAAAUAAAAAUCACAUAAAGCAGUUUUAGGUUUGAAAUGAUAGAUGGCUGAAAUCAUAUGCAGGAUUUUGACAUUUUUAUUGUCUAAGCCAUUCAUACAGUUUUAAGUGUAUAUCAAGUGUCCAAAUACUUUUUGGGACCAUUUCAUUUUUAUUCCUCUCACAGCUGAACUCUAUACGAUGAAAAGCCACGAUUUUGAUAAUGCAGGCAGUGCUCCUCAUGUGCCUGUUUUUCCAGAUUGAAUUACUGAAAACAUAAAUAUAUGGAGCUGUGCAUCGUUCAUGGAGUUUCAGUGUGGGGCCGAAAAAAAUAAUGAAACGUGAUGUGACAUAAAUAAUACAUUAAGAGGAAAGAACCCCCCCCCCCCCCAGCAGCUUUGUGAUUUGUCUAAAAUUGUUCAGUCUAGAAAAAAAAUGAACUUGCAUUGUUAAAAUAUUCUGUAACAUGUACACAAAAAGAAGUACAGAAGGGUACACGUGUCGGGGUUGUAUCGGGGAGUAUCCUCUUUAUUAUAUUCAGUGUGUAUGAGUUGUGUUUAUGUAUAGAAAAUAAAAAUGUAGUGUUAUAAUUGUAAAUGUUGGGUAACAAAAGAACAACGCUUUGAAAAAAUAACACUGUAAUGCUCUAUAGGUACCAUAUUGUAUUAAUUUGAUUUUGACUGCAAUGAAAUCACUAUGUACCAUACCUGUAUAAACGCGUGUGGGUCCACGCCGUCAUAUUUGUAUAUGAUGAUGUAAUUUAUUAAGAUUAUAUUCUACUGUAACUGUACAACUGUGUUGAGUAGAAACAAACACCUAAGUUGAGACGGUAAAGAGCCGUGUAAUGUAAAUGCUAUUUUUAAUGUUGAUUUGUACUUUAUGCAAACGAAGGGAUGAAGGUUUAUGUUGUGAACGUUUCUCUUACAAUGUAGAGGACGUGUGUGUGUUCAUAGUUAGUUGAUGUAAAUCGACCUCCUUGCUGGUGUAGUGCCUCCUCAUCCAUAACAUAAUGUUCAUUUAUAUAUGCAUAAAGUUAAUGAUGAUGAACAUGAUGAUCAAAAUAAUGUCGAAAACCUGAUUUAAAGUUUUUGUGCUGAUGUCAAUAUUGCAAUAUUAGUUUGGAAGGAGAAAACAUGUUCGUUGAGAAAAACUUGCAAAACGUGUGUGCCAUUUUUUUUUUGUCA
Onychostoma macrolepis is the source of this 4845-nucleotide messenger RNA. It is a transcript of the gene pacsin1a, whose product is annotated as protein kinase C and casein kinase substrate in neurons 1a. Lineage: Eukaryota; Metazoa; Chordata; Actinopteri; Cypriniformes; Cyprinidae. Gene Ontology annotation, cellular component: endosome; plasma membrane; cytoplasm. Gene Ontology annotation, molecular function: phospholipid binding; protein binding. Gene Ontology annotation, biological process: positive regulation of dendrite development; cytoskeleton organization; regulation of endocytosis. The transcript has 11 exons. Bases 262 to 1584 code for a protein of 440 amino acids. The record is from RefSeq and is a predicted model, not a curated record.